Molecule: messenger RNA, 1263 nt
Organism: Merops nubicus (carmine bee-eater)
Lineage: Eukaryota; Metazoa; Chordata; Aves; Coraciiformes; Meropidae
Product: cytochrome P450 2J2-like
Exons: 10
Biological process (GO): xenobiotic metabolic process
Cellular component (GO): cytoplasm; intracellular membrane-bounded organelle
Molecular function (GO): oxidoreductase activity, acting on paired donors, with incorporation or reduction of molecular oxygen, reduced flavin or flavoprotein as one donor, and incorporation of one atom of oxygen; heme binding; iron ion binding
Source: RefSeq, a predicted model, not a curated record
CUGACUGAAAAAUACGGGGACAUCUUCAGCUUACAGGUGGGCAGCUUAUCCUUUGUGUUCAUAAGUGGGCUGCGCAUGGUCAAGGAAGUUCUUCUGACUGAAAAAUACGGGGACAUCUUCAGCUUACAGGUGGGCAGCUUAUCCUUUGUGUUCAUAAGUGGGCUGCGCAUGGUCAAGGAAGUUCUUGUAAACCAAGGAGAAAAUUUCAUGGAUCGCCCUGAAAUUCCUAUCCACAAGUUGCUUUUCAGCAAUAUGGGACUUGUCAUCUCCAACGGGCACUUGUGGAAGCAACAGAGGAGGUUCACCUUGACCACCCUCCGAAACUUUGGCCUGGGGAAGAGGGGCCUGGAGGAACGCAUCCAGGAGGAGUGCCGAUGCCUCGUGGAGGUGUUUGGGGAUGAGCAGGGGAAUCCUUUCAACCCUCAGCUGAAAAUCAAUAAUGCUGUUUUAAAAAUCAUUUGCUCUGUCAUCUUUGGCAAUCAGUUUGAUUACCAAGAUGAAGAAUUUCAGAAAUUGCUGCACCUGAUGGAUGAAACAAUUAAGCUUCACGGGACAAUCAUGAGCCAGCUGUACAAUGCUUACCCAUUUAUAAUGAAGUUUUUGCCUGGCUCACACCAAACCAUCUUUAAAAAUGGAAGGUGGCUGAGAAGUUUUGUGAAAGAGAAGAUUGACAAACACAAGGAGGACUGGAACCCCUCGGAGAGCCGGGACUUCAUUGACAGCUACCUGCAGGAGAUAGCCAAGGACACCAGCGACAGCAGCUUCCAGGAGGAAAACCUCGUGGCCUGUGUGCUCGACCUGCUGUUUGCUGGGACCGAGACCACUUCCACCACCCUCCGCUGGGCUCUGCUGUACAUGGCCCUGCAUCCAGAAAUUCAAGCCCGCGUGCAAGCCGAGAUCGACGCCGUCAUCGGGCAGGGCACUAUUGUGCUCACAAAUUUAACCUCUGUGAUGUUUGACAAGAAUGAGUGGGAAACCCCUGACAGUUUUAACCCCGGGCAUUUCCUGAAGGAUGGUCAGUUCUGGAAAAGGGAGGCUUUCAUGCCCUUUUCCAUAGCCACCUUCCCCAGCAUGGGCACACCCAGACUGCGUGUGUCAGCACAGCUGGUCCAGGCAGGGCAGGACACACUCUUCCUCGUCUUCACGGCUCGGCUCCAGAAAUUCACCUUCCAGGCCCCCCCGGGCAUCACACUCAGCAUCCAGCCCAAGCUGGAUAUGACACUGACUCCACAGCCCUACAGGAUCUGUGCCGUGCCUCGGUAG